Messenger RNA from Galeopterus variegatus (Sunda flying lemur), 443 nucleotides. Its product is annotated as adenylate cyclase type 1-like. Gene Ontology annotation, molecular function: adenylate cyclase activity. Gene Ontology annotation, biological process: adenylate cyclase-activating G protein-coupled receptor signaling pathway; cAMP biosynthetic process. The annotation marks the transcript as partial. NCBI's taxonomy places the organism in Eukaryota, Metazoa, Chordata, Mammalia, Dermoptera, Cynocephalidae. The transcript is spliced from 3 exons. The record is from RefSeq and is a predicted model, not a curated record.
CCGGCUGCCGCCGAACAGGGGGUUUGGCAGCUCCUUUUGGUCACCUUCGUGUCCUACGCCCUGCUGCCCGUGCGCAGCCUGCUGGCCAUCGGCUUUGGGCUCGUGGUGGCUGCCUCUCACUUGCUGGUCACAGCCACCUUGGUCCCCGCCAAGCGCCCACGUCUCUGGAGGACGCUUGGCGCCAAUGCCCUGCUCUUCCUCGGCGUGAACGUGUAUGGGGUCUUCGUGCGCAUCCUGACCGAACGCUUGCAGAGGAAGGCAUUCCUGCAGGCCCGGAGCUGCAUCGAGGACCGCCUGAGGCUGGAGGAUGAGAACGAGAAGCAGGAGCGGCUCCUCAUGAGCCUCUUGCCCCGGAAUGUUGCCAUGGAGAUGAAGGAGGACUUCCUGAAGCCCCCUGAGAGGAUUUUCCACAAGAUUUAUAUCCAGAGGCAUGACAAUGUGAG